AUUGUGUCACUUGUUGAUCCUACUUGACAAGACUCCUAACUGGGCACCGGAGUAUUCCUCCCCCGAAUGGCUACCGCGUCCACGUCUUUUCUUUACCCCCUCAAGCAUCGGACACUUUAUGAAUACCAUCUGCCAGGGUGACUUGGCAAACAGGAAUAUGUUGGGAUAUGUCGCAGAGUCCAAAAUGUUCGGCGAGUGGCACAUUUUCAGUCAUUCCUUUUCUUCAGGCUAAAAACUCAAGCUUGGACUUUGAUUCUAGUGUAAACCUCAACGUUAAACGUCGUGUAAUGCUCUUUACUGAGCCAUCUGAUAAGUUAUUCUGUAGCUACCGGUUUUGCUUGAAUAUUUGACCAUUCAAUAUUUGACCGACAGUUCGCUCUCUUAUUGUAUGACUAUACAUGACAUUCACACGCUACAUAAUCUAGCAUAGCUCAAAUUAAUAUACAGCUAUGCUCACUUAUUUCUGAAGGGUAGACCUAUACCGCGUCUUAUGUAGGCGACAUUCUGUUAUUCUUCUAAGUAGCCUGAUUGGAUGCGGUGCUUAUGAGAGAGGUAUAGGAUACGUUCCUCCGCUAUUUGUAACCCAGCAACCGUCUCAAUGAAUGGCUGGCUGAACAAAUCCUAUUAUUUUAAGAAUUGACACCAUUAUUAGAUCAGACCUAUCCCGCAGAGUCGACUAUUUCCAAUAUUGCCUGAGACAAAGUGACUGCAAGAUAAUACUUUUUUGGGGGGGGGUGGCACACGGAGAGGUCUAGCUUUGUAGCUGGAGUAAAUCAAAAAAGAUCCGUUCUACGUACAUGUGCCAACUAAAAAGGGUUCCACCCUCUACCUGAAAGGAGCGCACCUGGAUCCAACGAGACGGAAGUAGUUUGGAGAGAUUGAGAAACGCUCCACAACUGUACCGACUCUAUUCUUUUGGGGCAACAAUUUAUCUGGAAAUCCGCAUAUUUUGAAGAGGAUUUUCUUUUAGCGAUAUUCUUGACAUAAAUUAAUUGACUUUUUUUCAUCAAGGGUUUUGAUUGCAGUUCCCAUCCGUAUUAUGUAAUGUCCAGGUUACCUCCUUGCAACUGACUGUGUGUUUGGUGAAGUGCUGUGUCAAAUAAAUCUACCCCACCCAUCUCCAGAAGAAUGAGUGGUCUCCGCAGAGUUUUCCGAAGGCGAUUACACCCCUUGAAACUGGUGAUAGUGGCCCUUACCUUUGUCACAUUUUUGUUCCUUAUACAACGUGAGGUAGUAAGCCAAAGUCCCACACAAGAAGAGCCCUGGCUGAAGGAGAUAGCGGUCAAGCGGGAUGCCGUGCUGGGCAUGGUGAUGGGGGCCGUCAAUAACUUCAGGGAUGCCAUGCCAAAGAUGCAGAUCAGAGCCCCAGUGCGCCAGCAGGAGACUGCAGGGGACUUUUCCUGUUUGUCAGGGACGUACACGGCUGCUGAGCUGAGGCCAGUCCUAGAGCGUCCACCUCAGGACCCCAACGACCCCGGAGCCUCUGGGAAGCCCUUUCACACAGACAAACUGAGCCCUGCUGAACAGAAGGAGAAGGAUCGGGGAGAGGAGAAACACUGCUUUAACCUCUACGCCAGUGACCACAUCUCUCUCAGCCGUGACCUGGGCCCUGACACCAGACCACCGGAAUGUAUCGAGCAAACAUUCAAGCGUUGUCCACCCUUGCUGACCACCAGCGUGAUCAUUGUGUUUCACAACGAAGGCUGGAGUACUCUGCUGAGGACGGUGUACAGCGUCCUCCACACCUCCCCUGCCAUCUUCCUCAAGGAGAUCAUCCUGGUGGACGAUGCCAGUGUGGAUGAUGCAUUGAAAGAGGAGCUGGAUGAGUAUUUGAAGCGGCUGCACAUUGUGCGCGUGGUACGUCAGCGGGAGAGAAAGGGCCUGAUCACUGCUCGGCUGCUGGGAGCCUCUGUGGCCACUGGAGACAUCCUCACCUUCCUCGAUGCUCACUGUGAAUGCUUCAAUGGCUGGCUGGAGCCUCUACUGGCCAGGAUAGCAGAGAAUUACACUGCGGUAGUGAGUCCUGACAUCACAACCAUUGACCUCAACACCUUUGAGUUUAUGAAGCCCUCGCCAUACGGACAGAACCACAACCGUGGUAACUUUGACUGGGGCCUGUCCUUUGGCUGGGAGAGUCUACCGGACCACGAGAAACAACGGAGAAAGGAUGAGACUUAUCCUAUCAAGACACCAACUUUUGCUGGGGGACUCUUCUCUAUCUCCAAGGACUACUUCUAUCUUAUCGGAAGCUAUGAUGAGCAAAUGGAAAUCUGGGGAGGGGAGAAUAUCGAAAUGUCUUUCAGAGUGUGGCAGUGUGGGGGUCAGCUAGAAAUAAUCCCUUGCUCCAUCGUGGGUCAUGUGUUCCGCACCAAGAGUCCGCACACCUUCCCCAAGGGCACCCAGGUGAUCGCACGCAACCAGGUGCGGCUGGCCGAGGUCUGGAUGGAUGACUACAAGGAAAUCUUCUACCGACGCAACCAACAAGCUGCACAGCUGGCCAAAGACAGGGCCUUCGGAGAUGUCGCGCAGCGUGUGGACCUCCGGGAGCGGCUGCAGUGCAAGAGCUUCUCCUGGUAUUUGAAGAACGUGUAUCCAGAGGUCUUCAUGCCCGAUCUCAACCCACUCCACUUUGGCUCGGUGAAGAAUGUAGGUAAAGACUCGUGUCUGGAUGCAGGGGAGAACAACGAGGGAGGGAAGCGGCUGAUCUUGUAUCCAUGCCACGGACUCGGAGGAAACCAGUAUUUUGAGUACUCGACCCAUCACGAGAUCCGGCACAAUAUUCAGAAGGAGCUGUGUUUGCAUGGGACGGAGGCAGACGUGAAGCUGGAAGACUGCCAGUAUAAAGGCCGCAUCACAUUUGUAGGAGCAGAACAGAAGUGGGAGUUAAGGGAGAACCAGUUAUUCUUCAUCCCAGGAUGGAAUCGGUGUCUGAGUGCCCGUCAUGAGCACCCCUCCUUGGUUGCCUGUAACCCCUCAGACAGAUACCAACUGUGGCUCUUUGUCUGAGGACAUGACACAUGGACCUCGGCACUAGUGAUGACGUGUGCCCUGGGCAUUCUAGGACCUUUAGAACAAGUAGCAAUUGGCGUGCAUUUUUAAACAUAUUAUCAAAUUGAAUGUGUAUUUAUUUUUAAAUGUAGAAGAACUGCUGCUGGAAAGUUGGGGAUUUUGAGGAGAAUAUGCAACCUCGGGAAGGAAGCAUUCAAACUGAUACUGAAGAAUUAAAAAGGAAUACACUUUUUUAUUUUUAUCACGGUUUGGGUUAAGGGAUUAUUUUUCUUCUGCCAUUCAAGCCAACCGCUGCUUGUGGAUUGACGGCACUACCUGGGACUGGAAUUAGUGACUUUGGAUGGGUACUUAAUGAAGAGAUUUCCACUUGUCUUUUGUCUCUUCUGUUUCUGUCUUACUCCAGAGGGAAAUCAACAUUCCAUUUGAUUUUAUUUAAUUACAAAGGCUUGUUCUUUAUUGCCUACACUGAAUAAUUUAUUAAUGCAGUAGAUAUGUGAAAACCAACAGCAAAAUGGAAUCUCAAACAAUGCAAUAGUGAACGUGCCUUUUGCAUGAACAGAAUAGCUAAGACUGUAUGCACCAAAGACUCGUCAAGGGUUACUUUUGUAUUAAAAGAAAUGUUUGUAUUAUAGGUUAUUCAAUAUCUACCACUACUGCCUCUUUUUGUUAUGCAAAGUAAUUAUAUCAGGAAGGUACUAGACAUGCAUUCUCCCUUAACACCGCUAGAGGGUCUGAUUCCCCUCUCACCCAGCUGGUUUUCCUCACAAGCCAAUUGAGGAUCAGAGGCGCUGUCCAUAGAGUGCCUCUGGUUAUCUUGUGUAUAUGCUGUACUUUAUGAACAGCUAAUUAUGAUUUAAAUGUAAAUUCUCAAGUUGCAUUUUAACCAAGGGGCUUGAGUUGUGUGCUACUGUUAUAUUUGGCAUCCCAAAUUCAUAAUAAUCUGGUAUUUGCAAGAUAAGUAAUCUUUUCUUUUGCUUCUCCGUAUUGCUUUGAUGGGGCGUUCAGAGGUGUUUUAAUCAUAAGUAUGUUUACCUUUCUGGGACAGGCUUUAGUAACGUAACAUUUUCAAACACAAUUCCACAGUCACAGAGGUGGUAUUUGAAACAAUCUGUUGUGUACAGUUUGACUGCAUACCCCCCAAAAAUGUAACUUUCUAUCUCUACAAGAAUAGCUGGAUUUUUCUUAGGCCCCAGCCCCCAGGUACUUUAAACAAAACAUUUAAUAAAGUAAACUAAUGUUUUAGAUGUCAGGGAAUAAUGUAAGGUUGACACAUCUUAACAAGAGGUACUUUUGGAUAGUUUAGUUCUUUGUAAUGUAUUUUUCUAUGCUUGACAACGCAUUUAGAAAAACAUUUUUCUUUAGAAUAAAAUGCAUUUACAUGUUUUUGUAUAAUGUUCAUGGGAUCUGAAGAAAGGGAAACAUUUUAAGCUUUGUUUACAACAUGGAAUAUAUGAUUGUAGUUUUGAUUCAAGUCUGAGUUCCCGGUAUCCCACAGACAUCAGUGUUUUGAUCCAAGGAUGUGGGAUAGAUUUGUAUAAACUGUUUGUGUCAGUGUUAACUGACAAUGGAAUGUUAGAAUUUUGUUGAAUUUAGGGAUAUGCCUGGUCCUAGAACCGAAUGCCCUCGUGACUGAGUUUUCUAUUUGGAUACUUGAGGUUUUUCAUUUCUUAUGUUCAACAGGAGAGGGCGCUGUGCACAAAAUAAUUCAUCCUUGACGCAUCCCUGUCCAUAAUUUUUACUGGGCCUUCAGUUAUUGCAGGUGUACCCUUUCUCUAAACACACGUACAGCAGAUUUUUUUUUUUUUACAGAAAGAGUUCAAGCUAAAAUCAUUAAACAUAUGAAGAGAAGUAACA
Oncorhynchus tshawytscha (Chinook salmon) is the source of this 4863-nucleotide messenger RNA. RefSeq names its product polypeptide N-acetylgalactosaminyltransferase 3. Gene Ontology annotation, cellular component: Golgi apparatus. Bases 1129 to 3006 code for a protein of 625 amino acids. NCBI's taxonomy places the organism in Eukaryota, Metazoa, Chordata, Actinopteri, Salmoniformes, Salmonidae. The transcript is spliced from 12 exons. The record is from RefSeq and is a predicted model, not a curated record.